CUGGGCGGGGCCGUUCGCCUCGAUGAGCCUGGCCCGGCUUGGGGCGGAGGUCAUCAAGGUGGAGAGAUCCCGGGCCGUGGCGAUCCGGUACGGGGGAACGGCCCCUUCGCCGGACCAGAGGGAACUCACCCCCGCCGCAACUCCGACGAGGACAUCUCCACGCGAUUCCUCAAGCGAACGCAGGGUGUCAAGAGCGUUACGCUGGACCUGAAGACCGAACGUGGCAGGGAGCUCUUCCUCGAGCUGGCCAAGCAGAGCGACGUGGUUUUGGAGAACCUGGCCCCCGGUUCACUCCGGCGCGCCGGUCUUGGUUACGAGGAAGUGGCCGCAGUCAACCCGGGUAUCGUUUAUGCCUCCAUCUCUGGUUAUGGCCAGACCGGUCCGUAUAAGGACAAGCCAGCCCACGAUCCCCAGAUCCAGGGCAUGAGUGGGCUGAUGGAUAUAAACGGCGAGGCCGACGGCCCGCCGGUCAAGGUGGGGUUCUACAUCGGCGACCUGGUCACACCGAUGUUUGCGUGCUACUCGAUACUCGCCGCCCUGCGAGAGAAGGACCGCACCGGAAAAGGCCAGUAUCUCGACGUUUCGAUGAUGGACACCCUGGUCUCGCUGAUGUUCAUGGAGAACCUCGAGGAGAGCAUAGAAGUCGGCCUUCCGCUGCGCACUGGCAACAUCAGCCGCAGCGGUCCCACCGGGUUGUACAGCGCGAUUGGUGGUGACAUCUCCAUCACCGUCACCAGCGACGACCAAUGGCGGCGGAUGUGCGAAGCGCUGGAAUGCCCGGAGUUGCUGGACGACCCACGGUUCGACACGUAUGUGAACCGAACAGACAACGUGGAGGAAGCACGGCUGGAAAUCCAGGAUCGCAUUGGGAAGAUGACCUUGCCGGAAGCGGAGCAAUGCCUGGAGAGCCACGACGUGCCCUGUGCGCCAGUGCGAACGGCGGAGCAGGUGAUGAACGACCGCCACUUCUGGGAUCGCGGCAGCCUUGUCCCGAUGAACCACGGGGCCAUGAACGAGCCGGUGGCAGGGGCGGUGGGCGCGGGCUUCCCGGUACGCUUCUCCGGCGGCGAAUUGCCCCCACUGCCGGGGGCGCCUACGCUGGGGAUGCACAACGAGGAAAGUCCUGACCGGUAUCCUGGGGUUGAGCGAGGCUGA
Messenger RNA from Geodia barretti, 1155 nucleotides. The record is from the annotation of a GenBank genome assembly. Lineage: Eukaryota; Metazoa; Porifera; Demospongiae; Tetractinellida; Geodiidae.